Carcharodon carcharias (great white shark) is the source of this 1504-nucleotide messenger RNA. RefSeq names its product myosin light chain kinase 2, skeletal/cardiac muscle-like. The record is from RefSeq and is a predicted model, not a curated record. The coding region runs from base 14 to 1504 and encodes 496 amino acids. NCBI's taxonomy places the organism in Eukaryota, Metazoa, Chordata, Chondrichthyes, Lamniformes, Lamnidae. The transcript is spliced from 5 exons.
UCUCCAAGGCACCAUGGCGACAGUAAGGGAGCUGAGUGCGGCCUAUGUCAACAAUUCACUCAGCAACGAUUUGAACAUGGUCAACGUUAAACUGGACAGUGUGAACAAGAAGGUGGAUCGACUGCUACUGGGACAGGAGAGGCUCCUGAAGCAACUGGAGCAGCUGUCCCAGGACACGGCAAGUCUGGAGAAGGAGGUAGAUGGGAUAAAGUCAGGACAGAGAGCACAAAGACCAGAGGACAGUUGCUGUAUCUGUAAGAAUCUCCAUCAGGACAUAUCUCAAAUGCUGCUCACACUGGGCAAAAUGUACAAGCAAAAUGAUGAGAGGAUGGGAUCCCUGGAGAGUUCGCUAGCACAGAUUACAGAGAGGUUCCAGAAAUUUGAAAACUCAUCUGGUCUCAGUGACUCACAAGUGGACAGGACAGAGAGGCAACUGGAAUCAGCUGCUCGGAGGCUUAGCGAGCAAGCAGGAACUGAGGCCAGUGAUGCAGAAGCAGCAACGGAACUAUCCGAUGAUAAAGAUACAUUGACUCAAAAGGAGAGCUUAAAACUGAUCGAUAAAGCAAGAAAAAAGGAAGGUGAAGUGAGGGAUGAUUUGACAGAACAGAAUCACAUGACUGAAGGAAAGGGGGUUUCAGGAAGUAAAGAGGCCUCAUUGCUACAGGAAGCAGAGCAGCCACCUGGAGCACAGAAGUGGAACCUUCACCAGAUGUAUGGUGGACAUACUCUUCAGGUUCCAGGCCACCCUGCAGCAAGCAGUACAGAGAAACCCAUCCACAUGAAAAUUGAUCCCGCUGGUGAUCUGGAAGAGGGAAGGCUGGGGUCGGGCCCAGCCCAUGAGCAGGUUGGAAGAAUGGCUGAUGAAUCAGAUGGGGAUGCACUGACUCGCGGUGAAGAUGGAUCCAGCAUAGGCAUGGGAUCAAGCUCCUCACAGGAAGUAUCUCCAGUAUCAUCCUUACAGCAUGAUAGCAGCUGUGAGGAGAUGGAAGCCAGGAGUGUAAGGUCAAUAGCAGUCAGCACAGACAGACAACCAGAGGACAGCAGCCUUUCCGCCAGUAAGCCUGGACAGCGUGCCCAGGCCUCAGGGACAGAACCAGCGGGGGCUUCACAGAGUCACGACAUGAAGUUCUCUGAUUUAAAUCCCAAAUUUACCACCACGUCCCUGGAUGAACCUGCAGAUUUGGGGGACAGAUCCUGUGAAGACCCCAAAGAUCGAGCAAAUAAAGGAAUGCUGGAGGAUGACUUCUCUGAGCACGGAGGAGAAACCUCAAACCAUGAUGAGUGUGCAGAGAGCGAGAACAAAGUGCCAAGGCUGGGCACAGCAGCAUUGAUCCAGGAGGAGAGCGCUGUACUGCAGGCCAGCACUGGCAAAGAGAGCUGCAUCAAAGUGAUCGAGGACAGACCCCCACUUCCGGCUCCAUUUGAGCAUCGAUUUGUAUCAUUCCAAAAAGUGCCCGUGAGCGGCCUGUACAAGUUCAACCCGAAGGAGGUGCUCGGAGGGUAA